This is a messenger RNA of Onychostruthus taczanowskii (white-rumped snowfinch), 456 nucleotides long. It is a transcript of the gene ATOH7, whose product is annotated as atonal bHLH transcription factor 7. Bases 1 to 456 code for a protein of 151 amino acids. NCBI's taxonomy places the organism in Eukaryota, Metazoa, Chordata, Aves, Passeriformes, Passeridae. Gene Ontology annotation, molecular function: protein dimerization activity. The record is from RefSeq and is a predicted model, not a curated record. The transcript has a single exon. Gene Ontology annotation, biological process: regulation of DNA-templated transcription; neural retina development.
AUGAAAAGCUGUAAAUCCAGUCACCUGGACUCAGGUGCGGAGCCGGGCUCGCAGUGCAGGAGCGGAGCGGGCUGCGUUGUGAAGUGCGGCUCGGAAAGGAUGGAGAACGCUGCCAAGAGGAGGCUGGCUGCCAACGCCCGCGAGAGGAGGCGCAUGCAGGGCCUGAACACGGCCUUCGAUCGCCUGAGAAAGGUGGUUCCGCAGUGGGGGCAGGAUAAGAAACUCUCCAAGUACGAGACCCUGCAGAUGGCUCUGAGCUACAUCAUGGCUCUGACCAGGAUCCUGGCCGAAGCUGAGAGGUUCAGCACGGAGCGAGAGUGGCUCAGCCUGCACUGCGAGCGCUUCCACGGCGACGGCUACCACCGCUACCCGGCACAGAAAGCCGCGGCCGACAGCGAUCCCUACGCACAGAGGGUGUUCGGCUACCACCCCGAGCACUUCCAGAUAGCUAAUUAG